AUGACAAGCCAAGACCUCAAAAAGAAGCAGUAUCAAUCGCUAAUCAGAAGGCGAACAUCAAGUGCCUAUGGAACGAAGCCAGUUGACAACCUUUACAAGAAAACGGACAAAUUGCAGAAUCCUGCCGCCACACGUAAUUUUGACCCAAAUAUUGGUUCCAACAUCUCCAAACCCCAAGCCAAAACGCGACUGACCAAUUUAAGCAGUUUAUUACAGGACUCGAAAGGAGGGACCGUGCCGCAUAAACAAGGUGAUCCUGCACGAAAAAGAUUGGAUAGCUUGAACUCAAGAACAACAACAAUCAUAAAUAUUGACAAAGCUGAUAAUGAAGUAGACCAUACAGGUUCACACGGAUUAAGACACGGACUGACAGUAAGCAGCGAAAGCAGUGAAUGGGGGGGUCUGAGUCAUCAUGCGAUGGCCAGCCAUCGGUAUCACAACUCUCAUGAUUCAUUUUCAGACGACGCUGAUUCCCAUUUAUCACAUGAGAAUGGUUCAUUCAAAUCCCCUGACUCACAUUAUCAAGAGAAUUUCAAAAACUACAACUAUCAAGAGAAACUUGAAACGUCAUCAAAGAUUCGCGAGAGGCUCGACAACUUGACAGGUCGGGCAGAUCGACUACUCAAACAGAGAAAUGUUGAACAAAUUGAACCUCGAUCAAGGAGGAGCUUAAUCUCUCACGACUCAGACGCAAGCGAUGUUUCUCCUAUAAAACCUCAUGAGGCAUCGAUAUCUAGCAAGAAGCAAUCACAUUCUCACCCACGCUCGAGAUCUUCAUCCCCAAUACUCAUUCCUGAUCCUAGCUCCUCGAAAUCGCCAUCACCUGCACGAUCUGUUUCCCUGGAGCCUGAUUUCUCCAAAGUUCAAGACUGCGAUGGGAAAGAGCUAGAUGUGAAAGAGUGUGGGUUGAGUCUUUUCCCCAAAGUACGGCAUGCCUUGAAAUCUUUUCACUACCGUGACCAGAAAAUCUACAAGAGGACUCAUCGAAGAAUUCAUGAGAUAGCGGUUUCACUGAAUGGGCUAUACAUCUAUAUUGGUUGGAGACAUCCUUCACUUGACCUAGUACCAGUCAACAAAUUUGUCAUCAAUAUUGAUACUCAAUUAAAAGAUUUUUCCUUUGCAAAUGAGUCGUUCAUCAUUCAAUUGACCCUGGGACUGCGGUUCAUUAUAGCCUCUCAUUAUGGCAGAGAUGACGAAAUUCGACAGUAUUUUACAAGCCAUCCCAAUCCAAAGGUGAGGAUCAAUGGUACAUUGACUGAAGGAGCUAAAAAGAGGGUAGUGGAUAGAGCAAGCAAACGAUCAAACGCCACCUUCACGGAUCCAUUAGUAAACACUGCAUUUCGAAGACCACGAAGAAGCAUUCCCAAACCUGCAGAUAGAGCCGAUGAUGGCAUUGAGGUUUUGGGGAAUUACGAUAGCGAUGGGGAGAGGUUUGAGUUCUUUGACGACACAGAUUAUGACAAAUAUGAGCCCAUACCUGAUUUUGAACCAGAAUUGAGGUACAAAUACGACGAUGGGACCGAAAUUGUUGUAAAUGAAAGUGAUUUUAGAACCUUGCAUCGAAAUAAUUGGGUUGAUGAUGUUAUUAUUGACUUUGGAUUAAAGUAUAUUGUGCAAGAAGGAGUUAAAAAAGGGUUGGUAAAGCGGUCCGAGAUACAUUCAUUCAACUCUUUCUUUUUCACAAAGUUGAUAUCGGGUAGUUCAUCUCGAGGCACCCCUGAUUACUACAACAAUAUCAAGCGCUGGCUAGCAAAGAUCGAUUUGAUGAAGCUAAACUACCUCAUUAUACCUGUAAAUACGAGUCUGCAUUGGUAUUGCUGCAUUGUGAGGAAUCUUCCUGCGCUAUUGGAACUGGCGCAACGACGAAAAUCAGAUGACAAUGAGCCUAUUGAUAUUGAGGAUUUGGAGCUGGAAAAUCCAACCAACGGACCCAACCAGUAUGCGGAAAUUUUUGUACUAGAUUCUUUGGGAAGUAAAAGGUACAAUGUCAGUGUGCCUAUCAAAAGUUUCAUAAUUGAUUAUUGCAAGGAAAAACACAAUGUUGAGAUCAAUCGAGAUCAAAUCCGUUUCCAAUCAGCCAAAAUUCCUAGACAGAACAACUUCAACGAUUGUGGUGUCCAUGUGUUGUAUAAUAUCAGGAAAUGGCUCAACAAUAUAUCUGAAUGCGAGAGUUUUUUCAAGAAGCACCUGCAGACACAGGCGAGAGUGAUAUUCCCUGCAGAAGAAAGAAGGAAUGAGAGAAAGUAUUGGUUUAAUUUGUUACUAGAGUUACACAGGGCACAAAACGAUCCUCACGAAGAUGUCACGAGAGCAGAUACCGUCGCUAAAGAAGAAGAAGAGGAAGAUGAUGAUAUUGAAAUUGUGCAGGGAAGCUCUACUAGGGAGGCAAAAAGUGAUACGAAGGGUGCAUUGCUAAAGCGCAAGUAUGAUCAGUAUGGUGAGGGAAGCACAAUUCAUUGUGAGGAUCACAAAUCUAAAGAUACUUUCUCGAGUGAAAGUCUGGUUGAUUUGGAUAUUGAGGAGGUAGCAAAUGAUAACCAAAAAAGGAAUGCUCGGGGGAAGAAGGAAAAUAAGCAACCAGAUCAGGGACAUUUUGACGAUGAACAGUGUGAGGAGGCGAAUAGGAAGGUUUCCAUAAAAAGUCAGAUAAAACACCUGCCCCAAGAAAUCCACACUGAACUGCUGCUGGAUACUGCUUCGAAUGGUGAAGUGCACAAUCAAAUAGCAGCUGACACCAAAUUGAACCAAGAUGAUGUUGACGAAGCCACUAAUACUGAUUCUCAAGAAGACCCCCUGGUGGAAUCAUUAACCUUAAAGAACCUUGCAUUAAGAGAGCAGUUUAAAGAUUGUCAAUUAUACCCUGCCCUAUACCAGUUGUUGAAUCAAUACUAUCCUGAUGAAGAUAUGCCAAUUAAAGGUGUGCGAUUGAUUGUUGUCAAAAAACACAUUUCAAAAGCUAUUGACGACCCAACCAAGUUAAAGGAGUUGGAGACUUUACUUCGUCAGUAUGCGAGCCACUCAAGUAAUGAAGGGAAUCAAAGUGGGGAAAGUGCAGGAAGUGGAAUAAUGGCAACGUCAAGGAAGAAGCUUUCACGGAGCCCAAUUAGCACCAAUAGAAACGUCACAGACCGCAUAGAAAAUUUGCACAUUACAAACAACCAUUUUGAUAUUGAGAAAGAGGCAACCGUGACAGGUAAAUUGCCACCGCUACUGGAGUUUGAGGAGUGGAAACGGAAGAGGAAACAAACGUCGAAUCCGCAUAGCAAAGAGCUUGAUGGUUUUUCAAAGUAUGGUGGCAACCUAGUUACAAAAAACGUUUCGUCGGAAGCUGUUUCCAAAAGUGAUGCAGACCUUUUCAACGGAGGCGGUUGUGGUCAUCAUAGAUUUGAUAGUGGUGACCCAGGCAAAAGUGGGUUUGGGAAUAAACACCUAAACAAGGGCGAACAUGCUGAGUAUUACUUGAAGAAGAAAGCUGCGAGGGAUGUGGUAGAAGCAGAUGGAUAUGAUACGGCCGCACAUUCGAUUGGAGUAGCCUUACCUUCUGAUGAUAGUGACGUUAUUCUUGAUUACCCCCAUUCACCAUUCAAAAAGAGAAAGUUGAGUUGA
This is a messenger RNA of Lodderomyces parapsilosis, 3606 nucleotides long. RefSeq names its product SUMO protease (gene ULP3). The transcript has a single exon. The record is from RefSeq and is a predicted model, not a curated record. Gene Ontology annotation, biological process: proteolysis. Lineage: Eukaryota; Fungi; Ascomycota; Pichiomycetes; Serinales; Debaryomycetaceae. Gene Ontology annotation, molecular function: cysteine-type peptidase activity. Bases 1 to 3606 code for a protein of 1201 amino acids.